Molecule: messenger RNA, 3904 nt
Organism: Doryrhamphus excisus (bluestripe pipefish)
Lineage: Eukaryota; Metazoa; Chordata; Actinopteri; Syngnathiformes; Syngnathidae
Gene: flvcr1
Product: FLVCR choline and heme transporter 1
Biological process (GO): heme export; erythrocyte differentiation; transmembrane transport
Cellular component (GO): membrane; mitochondrion
Molecular function (GO): heme transmembrane transporter activity; heme binding
Source: RefSeq, a predicted model, not a curated record
AACAGAAUAAAGACGCGAUGUAGAUUUGACCCUGUCUCGUUAAAAUCUUGCAUUUCGUAGCAUUUCCAAGCUGGAAUACGACAUAUUGUGUGUGUGAGAUUGCAUCACGAUGGUGAGUAAUAACUGCUGCUCUGCUAUUGGUUCACGCAGCGUGGAGCCAUCCUCCUCCAACAAAGGAUUACAGGCGGGCCGGUUCCUGGGGGAACAUGUCUGCUCACUAGUGGCUAUGCUGGCGUCUUCUUCGCUUGCUCUUCUGGAGGCGGUCUGGUGACAUUUAAACCAACAAAGAAGAAAAUUAAAAAAGGCCAAACCACGCCAUGGUGGCGGGUGAGCUGGUUCAGGAGCACGUGCGCGCAGACGCCUCACCUGAACGCAUCACCGCGGACAGGAAGCCCCAGGAGGGAGCGGUCCGAGACGCUUUCCCAGCCGGCACCGGUGAGACCGGGCUGGACAAGGAGGUGCCGGCGGAGGCGGACGAAAGCGCGGCGAUGCUACCCGACGGGGGUGAAGGAGGAGAAGGAGCAAAAGACGGAGGAGAGGAGGAGCCGGAGGACGCGGGGCGUCUGGAGACGAAGCUCUACUGGAGCCGCUUCGCGGUCCUGGCCGUGUUCAGCCUGUACUCGCUGGUCAACGCCUUCCAGUGGAUCCAAUACAGCAUCAUCACCAACGUCUUCACACGCUUCUACCGGGUGAGCAACGCCAAGAUCGACUGGCUGUCCAUCGUCUACAUGCUGGCCUACGUGCCGCUCAUCUUCCCGGCCACCUGGCUGCUGGACCGCCGGGGUCUGCGCCUCACGGCGGUGCUGGGGGCGGGCCUCAACUGCGCCGGCGCCUGGCUCAAGUGCGCCAGCGUGGGUCGCGACCUCUUCGCCGUCACCAUGGUGGCGCAGAUUAUCUGCUCCGUGGCGCAGAUCUUCAUCCUCGGCCUGCCCUCGCGCGUGGCCUCCGUGUGGUUCGGACACAAAGAGGUCUCCACCGCCUGUGCCACCGCAGUACUGGGAAACCAGCUGGGGGUGGCCAUCGGCUUCCUGUUGCCUCCCGUUUUGGUUCCCAAUACUCCCGAAGAUGACGAACUGACGGCUCAUAACAUCAGGAUCAUGUUCUACGGCACUGCCGCCGUCUCCACGGCGCUCUUUCUUCUCACACUGAUAGUCAUGAAGGACCGGCCGCCCCUGCCGCCCAGUCAGGCCCAGGCCGUCCUGCCAGUCGCCCCCCCUGAGGACUACUCCUACAGGCGCUCCAUUGUCAGCCUGAUGAAGAACAAAGCCUUCAUCCUGCUGCUGAUCAGCUACGGCAUAACGACCGGCUCCUUCUACUCAGUGUCAACAAUCCUCAACCAGAUGAUCAUGGCCUGCUACGAGGACCAGGAGUUGAAUGCUGGGAGGAUCGGCCUGACGCUGGUGGUGGCUGGCAUGGUGGGCUCCAUCCUCUGUGGACUGUGGCUGGACCACACCAAGACCUACAAGAUGACGACUCUGCUGGUGAACUGCUUGACCUUUGUGAGCAUGGUGGUCUUCACCUUCACCCUGAACCUGGACAACAUCUACCUGGUCUUCUUCACCGGCGGCAUGCUCGGCUUCUUCAUGACGGGCUACCUUCCUGUGGGCUUUGAGUUCGGCGUAGAAAUCACGUACCCGGAGUCGGAAGGAACGUCGUCGGGACUCCUCAACGCUUCUGCUCAGAUAUUUGGCAUCCUCUUCACGCUGAUCCAGGGCAAACUGACCACAGACUACAACCCACUUGCAGGAAACCUCUUCCUUUGCGUGUGGAUCUUCCUGGGAUUAAUUCUCACUGGCUUCAUCAAGUCGGAGCUGAAGAGACACAACGUGAACAUCAGCGUAGACGUCAAACAUCUGCAGGCGCUUCCCACCGAGUGUCCAUCAGAGAAGAAGACCAAUGGCAUCAAACUAGAACCUUCUCUCAGCUUCGCACGUGAAACCUCCCUCUAAAGGGAUCCGACAGUCCUCAACUGUCCUCAUUGACUUUUCCUGAGUUUACUUGAAUGCAUCGCUUCCUUCCUUUUCAUCAAGGACACAUGUCCUGUGGAGAUGGUGGAGGCGCCGGCCCGGUCCGGUCCGGUUCAGCCUUGGAGCAGAACAUGUGAGUCCAACAUGUUACCUUAAUGUCAACAAUAUCAGACUACACGCACAACCUUUUUCUACUUGUGACCUUGCAUGCCGUGCGUGCGUGCACGCAUGUGUGUGGAGCCAGCACACAUCUGGUGUUGGCGUAAAGGCCCGUUUGAUGACGUCAUGCAGAAACCAGGACUCUUCAUGCUUUUUUUAACCUCACAAUAAGCAUCAAAGUAUCCGCUGAACAUUUAAAUACAGACCAUCUUACUUUCAUAUUGGUUUAAAAAAACUUUGUAUAUUAUUUUAGAGUAAGAAAGAACAUGAGAUGUUAGCGUUUCCUUAUUUCAUGUGACAUCAAGCUGGUAGAACCGAUGAAAGCGGAGCUUAUUGAUUAACUAGCAAAACUUUAAUUCUACACUUAUGUUCUGUUCAUGUUUUAUUCCCACUAAACCAAGUGAACUAAUGGAAUACAGCACUGGAAUUAUUAGAAGUGAAUUUAAUUCAACAGAAAUUGCACUGUGCAUUCCUACUGCAAUGUAAUGCAACGACUAACUAACAACUAACUUAUUAUUUAGGAUGAAUUAUUUAGGUCCAGGAAGUAGACUGACUUAGAACAGGGGUGUCCAAAGUGUGGCACAUUCUGAAAAUAUUAUUUAACAACAAUCACAGCGGAGUGGGCAUGCCCGGAGGCGGGCUGUGGAUGGAAUAAAUUAAAACAGACCGUUUUGGCAGGAAGCACGAAUCAAAGGAAAUACAGCUGGAAUAGGUGCAGAUUCUGGAAGAUCUAGAAGGUUUUCUGUGCAGGUUAUUGUGUGUAGCUGCUCUAUGGGAGUCCACAAGUCAAUACAAAGGGUCGAAUAAUGAGCAUAAUAGGUCCCCUUUAAAGAAAAACAACUUUUAAAAAGUUGUAAUAGUAUGAAACACAAGCAAAACAACAAAUACAGUUGCAAUAUUUGGAAAAUAAGGAUACAGAGCAACUUAUGUUACAAGAAUAAGGUCAAAAUAUUAUGUGAAUAAAGUCAUAAUUACGUAAAGAAAGUUGAAAUAGUGGGCCGCAUGGUGGCCACUUAGUCAGGAGAUUGGGAAGACGUGGGUUGUAAUCUCCACUUGGGCAUCUCUGUGUGGAGUUUGCAUUUUUUUAUAUAUUUGGGUUUGUUUUUUUUUAAACAGCAAAAAUUAAGACCAAAGUUGGAAGUCAAAUGCGAUUUUUCAGCUGUAAACACAAGGUAAGAUGAAGGCUAUUUUUUUUAUACUUUAUAAUCAAAGUGGCCCCUGCAUCCUUUCAUUUUCAGUAUGUGGCCCUCGCUGGGAGAAGGUUUGGACCCCCCUGAUCUAGAAGCACUGUCGUUGAAAUGUGUGAUGUUUAUAAACAUUUGUUGUCCUUUUGUUGCCUGUCAACUCUGCUGUUGGGAAUAGUAAAAUGUGCUUCCUAAAUACUGGGCUCGUGUCAGAUGAUGAUGUCAUUAAACGUCAGCUGACCUCACGUGGAACGUCUUCAUGUCGCAUCAUUCCAUUUCUUGGAGUAUUGCUAUCAACAUUGUAAGAACGCUUUAUAUUGUUUUAAAAGUAUCUUUGUACUUGACAUAAACGGUUCAAGUACCGAAGUGACGUACAGGAAACGACAUGGAGUGGGUGUCAUGUGACUAAUCCGCGGGCUAUGGCCACCCCAAAAUGGCGGCCUGUCAGACAUCAGCGGGCAGGCUGUGUUCUACUCCAAUGCGGGGGGUGUGGCCACCCUGCCCUGCCCCCAGCCUUCAUGCUCCACCCUCACGUGGCUCUACAGCAAAGACCCCCGUAACACGGUCCAGGAGGUGGAAAGCGGUCAGGUGGUG